This is a messenger RNA of Colletotrichum siamense, 297 nucleotides long. It is a transcript of the gene LSM2, whose product is annotated as U6 snRNA-associated Sm-like protein LSm2. Gene Ontology annotation, molecular function: RNA binding. Gene Ontology annotation, cellular component: U4/U6 x U5 tri-snRNP complex; precatalytic spliceosome; U6 snRNP. The record is from RefSeq and is a predicted model, not a curated record. Gene Ontology annotation, biological process: mRNA splicing, via spliceosome. The transcript is spliced from 4 exons. Bases 1 to 297 code for a protein of 98 amino acids. Lineage: Eukaryota; Fungi; Ascomycota; Sordariomycetes; Glomerellales; Glomerellaceae.
AUGCUUUUCUUCAGUUUCUUCAAGACGCUCAUAGACCAUGAGGUCACCGUCGAGCUCAAGAACGACAUCCAGAUCCGCGGCACGCUCAAGAGUGUUGACCAGUACCUCAACAUUAAGCUAGAUGACAUUUCGGUCGUUGAGGAGCUGAAGUACCCGCACCUGAGCUCCGUCAAGAACGUUUUCAUUCGUGGCUCCGUCGUGCGCUAUGUCCAUCUGCCCGCCAACCACGUAGAUGUCCCUCUUCUGGAGGACGCGACGCGGAGAGAGGCUGCUGCGCAGUCAGCAAAGGCAAAAUAA